Menidia menidia (Atlantic silverside) is the source of this 1141-nucleotide messenger RNA. The record is from the annotation of a GenBank genome assembly. NCBI's taxonomy places the organism in Eukaryota, Metazoa, Chordata, Actinopteri, Atheriniformes, Atherinopsidae.
CCCACAAUCCUUUGCGGAUUCAAUAUGGCGUCUGACAUAACUGCCUGACUCCCGGCAGCUUGUCAUAAACGCAUUAGUAGAUAAACAGGGGUUAAAGUUAUUACGAAAGGAGGAUGAAACUGUUGCUGACGGUACUGAGACAAAGCCACAAACCUGCUGUUGUCUUCAGUCGCCGGCGUCGUUCGAACUCGUGCGCCAGCAGCGGGCUGUUGUCUCCUCCAGAUGAGCUAAUCGUGGGCUCGAGCCCUCAGCUGGUGGAGACGCUGGGCUCUCAGGUGGAGGUGAGGACGGGCUUCAUCACGGAGGAAGAAGAAGCCGCUCUUUUGCGAGAGUUGGAGCCGGGCCUAAAGAAGAAACGCUAUGAAUUCGACCACUGGGACGACGCAAUCCACGGCUACCGAGAGACUGAGCGUGUGACGUGGGGGCCAGCAUGCGAGGCCAUCCUGAGCCGUGUCCGAUCUGUGGCAUUUCCCACGGGCAGUCCCCUCCUCGGCCCUGUGCACGUUUUAGAUUUGGACCGAACUGGCUACAUCAAACCUCAUAUUGACAGUGUCAAGUUCUGUGGCAACACCAUUGCUGGGUUGAGCCUUUUGUCAGACAGCAUCAUGCGCUUGGCGAGGGAGGGGGCUCCCGCAGAAUGGCUUGACCUGCUGCUGUCUCGACGCUCCCUCUACAUACUCAGGGACCAGGCCCGAUAUGACUUCACUCAUGAGAUCCUGAAGGAUGAGGAGUCUGUGUUCAAUGGACACAGAGUGCCUCGACAGCGCCGGAUCUCCGUCAUCUGUCGGAACCUUCCAAUCUAAUCUGACUUUCUCAGCCAAAAUGAUGUACUCCCAUUUAAACAAAAACAGCCCUUUUAAACUAAUUCUCCAUAUACAUGUUGGAUGUACAUUAAAAUACAAUGACAGACCCUAGUGUAUAAAUAGAUUUAUAUUUAUAUUCUGUGUAAUAUAGUGACUCUUUGUGAGUUACUUUCUGAUCAGUCUCCUGAAAAGAAUGAAAUUCAACCCAGGGUGCAAUAAAAAGAGUAUUGUUCAACAUCUGAAAUCUGAAGAUGUUUAGUGGAUUACCACACCUUUUUUUUUUUUUUUAGUAGUCAGAAGGCAGAUGAGAAAUCAAAUAACUUACCAAAUUUAAACCC